Salvelinus namaycush (lake trout) is the source of this 2927-nucleotide messenger RNA. RefSeq names its product coiled-coil domain-containing protein 124-like. The coding region runs from base 428 to 1102 and encodes 224 amino acids. NCBI's taxonomy places the organism in Eukaryota, Metazoa, Chordata, Actinopteri, Salmoniformes, Salmonidae. Gene Ontology annotation, molecular function: transcription coactivator activity. The transcript is spliced from 5 exons. Gene Ontology annotation, cellular component: nucleus. The record is from RefSeq and is a predicted model, not a curated record. Gene Ontology annotation, biological process: transcription by RNA polymerase II.
CAGCUGUUAUUGACAAAAAGACACACACCCCCACCCCUCGUCUUACCAGAGGUAGCGUCUCUGUUUUGCCGGUGCAUGGAAAAUCCCGCUAGCUCUAUGUUGUCCGUAUCUUUGUUCAGCCACGUCUCGGUGAAACAUAAGAUGUUACAGUUUUUAAUGUCCCGUUGGUAGGAUAAUCUUAAUAGUAGGUCAUCAAUUUUAUUUUCCAAUUAUUGCACGUUAACAAGAAUGGAAGGCAUUGGGAGUUUACUCGCUCGCCUCCUGAUUCUCAGAAGGAUCCCCGAUCUGCGUCCCCUUUUCCGGCGUCUUCACGCAAAAAGUGUGGAUCUGGGCCUGUUCCAAUGAAAGCAGGAUAUCCUUCUCGUCAGACCCGUUAGAGGAAAAAGUUUCUUCCAGUCCGCGCUGAAGAAUAGGCCUAGUCUUAGGGAUGCCGAAGAAGUUCCAGGGUGAGAACUCCAAGGCGGUCACUGCCAAGGUCCGCAAGGCAGAGGCCAAAGCAGUGGAAGACGCCCGCAAGAAGAAGGAGCUGGAGGAUGCACUAUGGCAGGAGAACGACAAACAUGUCCUGAAGAAAGAACAGAGGAAGGAUGACAAGGAGAAAAAGCGCCUUGAGGCCCUGGAGCGAAAGAAGGAGAACCAGCGGCUCUUAGAUGAGGAGGCUGCAAAGAUUAAGGGCAAGGCCAAGGAGGCUGCUGCUGCUGCUGUGGUGGCAGGCAAAGUGACUCGGGCCCAGAUUGAGGAGAUACUGCGUGUCGAGCAGCAGCUACAACAGCAGGAGCAACCCAAAGAGAAAGAGAAGAGCCACCUGGAGACGCCCCUGGAGGAGAAUGUGAAUCGCAUCAUUCCUGAGGAAGGUGUUGUGGAGGCUAGAACCAUAGAGGAUGCCAUUGCCAUGCUCAGCACGGCUGAAGAGCUCGACCGCCACCCAGAGCGCAGGGUGAAGGCAGCGUUCGCUGCGUUCGAGGAUCUGAACAUGCCCCUUCUUAAAAAAGAGAACCCCAACAUGCGGCUGUCGCAGCUCAAGCAACAGCUGAAAAAGGAGUGGAUGAAGUCGCCAGAGAACCCCUUGAACCAGCGCUUUGCCAACUACAACACAAAGUGAACCAACUCCAGCAGCAGCUAAUACAAAACUGUCUACAUAUGCACAUUGGACCUUACAAUGGAAGAUGCCCCCAACCUAUAAUUAUUCCCCCAUUUAUGAAUGUGUUGCUGGAAAAGCUGCACUCAUUUCCUAGGAAGGACCUCCGAUGCAAGGAAUGACCUUGGGACUUCCGCUUGUUACGUUCCGAUUUGACAAGGAAAAGCAAACCCCCUCCCCCAACCAAUGUUCCUGAUGAUUUGACUUUAAUGUGCAUGUCCACUUGUGAAGCAUCUCGGCAGUUUAUGGAUUUUAUUCCCACUGUCAGGUUUUGGCACUUAUGUUGAAAAGGGAUUAAAGUCAUUUAUUUCAGUUCACAAUACACUAACAUAUCUAAUUCUUUCUGAGAAUGAGACUACAGGUAUGUGAUCUGCACUCUUGCCUAUCGUAGUCGCCUCCAUUAACCCCCGAUGACGAUAAUAAUAACCCACAUAAGAAAAUAUCACGACCAGAGCCAGUUGUUGACUUGUAAGAAUACUGGCUUGUUAUGAACUGCCAUUUUGAGCACCACUGGAAAUGACAACCCCUUUCCCUAUGAUAAAGUGUCAUGUGGCACCUGUUCCCCAUCCUAACAAGGCCCUAUUAGGUGCACCUACUCAAUACAUCAAUACUGUUGUUGCUAAUCCUGGUAUCAUGCAGGAUUCAGACCUAAUAUUGCAUCUGCUUUCAGGUUACAUUGAAUUGCAUGGAGAUUGUUAUCGCUUUUUUGUAAGUGAAAUUUGAAAAGACUACAAAAUAAUAUUUCGGAUUUCAAAUUCAUGUAAAUCUAAAUCCCCCCCCCCCAAAAAAAAUGUAAUGCGGGUUUACGUACCAUUUUCUCACCUUCAUGUUUUCGAGAGUUUAUGUAGAAAGGCCGUCUCAUUUAUUGAAAGCAUACAGCUCACCACAUCUCUUGUCAGUCGUGUUUUAGGAGCUGCAGCUAAGAAGUGUCUCCUAACACCCACCACUUCUGUUUCAACAGCACAAUCAUUUAGCACAAGUGGGUUUUUAAAAUUCACUGCAUUUUGAUCUACACUCAUUUCGCCACUUAAAUAGACUUUCAGCCGUGUGCAUGCCUUACAUUAGUGCUCGUUUUCAGCCAGGUUUCCAUCUGAAGAGGAUACUGAAAGUGUUAAGCUGUGUUCUGGUUCUCUGUCCUUCUCCUCCCCAUGUCCAGACAGGCAUUUACUGCACUGCUGGAGCUAGAAACAAGUCAUCUGUACGCGACUAAACUCUGAUUUGAAGUGCACACAUGUUCACUCCCUUACAUAGAUUUAAAAUGAAUAGACUGGUGUAAGGAAUACGUGCACAAAUCCAGUGCUUUUAAACACAUGAUGGAGUCAACAAGUGCACACUUACAGUAAAAAGGAAGGGAAUUGGAAUUCAUCUUUUUGUUCCCAGUGGCUCCUGAAUUUGACUCUCAUGCUAUGCCACUGGAUGACACUCAGUAGACUACGCUCACAUCCUCAUCCAUUUAGUUAAUUGCUGAUCUAUAAGAUAUCUUAUCAAUUUUAUAUUUAUAAGGUGGAAUCGACUGUUGGCAUUUAUACAAGAAUACAGUAUUGACUGUUGGCAUCGACUGUUGGCAUUUAUACAAGAAUACAGUAUUGUGUAGGCAUGCCUUUUACUCUGCUACAAUACUGUUAUAGAUGCCAAUACCAUACAGGUGUAAGAAGUUACUGUGGAAUAUAUAUAGUCAAAACCCUCUUAUCUAAGUAAAUCUGCAUAGGUAGAGUUCCUUUUUAGUUCAAAUGAAAGUUGUAACUGAGAGGACGACCAAUAAAUAUCAUUACCAUAUUUGCUGUUAAAA